This is a messenger RNA of Papaver somniferum (opium poppy), 4240 nucleotides long. Its product is annotated as non-lysosomal glucosylceramidase-like. Gene Ontology annotation, molecular function: beta-glucosidase activity; glucosylceramidase activity. Bases 717 to 3653 code for a protein of 978 amino acids. The transcript has 18 exons. NCBI's taxonomy places the organism in Eukaryota, Viridiplantae, Streptophyta, Magnoliopsida, Ranunculales, Papaveraceae. Gene Ontology annotation, biological process: carbohydrate metabolic process; glucosylceramide catabolic process. The record is from RefSeq and is a predicted model, not a curated record. Gene Ontology annotation, cellular component: membrane.
AAAACACUAUUCACUUGAUGAUCCAAACUCAAUCCAAAACGAAUAAUACAUCAACAGCUGUCACCGCUCCACCAGCAUUAUUCAGAGGAAUUUGUACAUGCAGGUGCAGCAACCCAAAUCCCUGUGAUGCCACGCACACCCACAUACGCAAAGGCUCCGCUUUCGAAGAUCUUUUUUCUCAUUUUUUUUUUCCGCAAAAAUCAAACUAAUUCCUGAUUUCUGCUGUAUUUUCCUGACUUUUCGGUUCUUUAGAUUUUAGUAGUAGCAGUGUCAAUCUUCACCAAAGGGUUAGAUUUGAUCCACCGAACUUGUUGUUUGAUAGAAUUUUGUUAACACUGAAUCUCAGAUUUUGUUUUUAAGUUGUUUUAAUCUGAUUAUUAAGUUCUUCACUGCUCCAAAAAUUGUGACGAUUUUUUUUUCAAAUUUUGGUUUAUAACUUGAAUUGGGAGGAAAAGUAAACGAAACUUAAUAAAUAAAUUUUGAGUUCCGAUUUUGUAAUUGCUUUUAAGUUAUGUGUGUGUUGUUGUUUAAUUUGUCGACAUUAAUGAAAGCCAAUUAGCAUGGUUGUUGAUCUGUUGUUUUCACUGCAAGUUGGUGGUGCCAUGAUUUUAAUUCAGUGAUUAAAUCAAAUUUCCGGGUGGUUGAUUCAAUCAAAUUUCGCUAUUCUUCUCCUCCUGGACUGGUUAUACUGAUUAUCUUGGUUGAUUGGGAGAAUAAUGAUAGACAUGGUAAGUGGAAACAUAUUCCAUUGUCGAAAACAUUCAUGGCCAUCCGAGGAGUAUAUCAGCAGGGCUACUUUGCAAUUGCUGGACUUCGACAGUGCUGCCCCACCAAGACAGGCAUGGAGACGAAGAUUAAACAGCCAUGCUAAUAUACUGAAAGAGUUCAGUGUCACAUUCAUGGAGGCAUUGAAGAUGAUGCGGUUGGGGGUUCGUCUUUGGUCAUAUGUACGAGAAGAAGCUUCUCAUGGAAGGAGAGCACCAAUUGAUCCGUUUACUCGGGAAAGUUGUAAGCCUUCGGCGUCACAGGGGGUUCCUCUUGGAGGGAUGGGAAGUGGUAGCAUAUCCAGAGGUUUUAGAGGAGAAUUCAGACACAUGCAAAUUGUUCCUGGUAUAUGUGAAACUUCUCCAGUAAUGGCGAAUCAGUUUUCGAUUUUCAUAUCCCGAGAUGGUGGAAAUAAAAAAUUCUCUUCAGUUUUAGCUCCUGGACAACAUGAAGGUUUAGGUAAAUUAGGUGAUCAAGGUAUAUCAUCUUGGAACUGGAAUUUGAGUGGUCAGCAUUCCACUUACCAUGCUGUAUUUCCAAGGGCGUGGACAAUAUAUGAUGGUGAACCAGACCCAGAUCUAAAGGUCUCUUGUCGUCAGAUAUCGCCAUUCAUACCCCAUAAUUAUGAAGAUAGCAGUCUCCCAAGUGCUGUAUUUGUUUACACUUUGGUUAACACUGGAAAAGAAAGAGCAAAAGUGAGCCUUCUCUUUACUUGGGCUAAUUCAAUCGGAGGAAACUCACACUUAUCAGGUGGUCAUGUGAAUGAGCCUUUCAGAGGUGAAGAUGGAGUUUCUGGUGUACUUCUACAUCAUAAGACUGCAAAAGGAAACCCUCCUGUGACGUUUGCGGUAGCUGCUUGUGAGACUCAGAAUGUAAAUGUGACUGUUUCUCCGUGCUUUGGAUUGACUGACCAAAAUCGCGUCACAGCUAAGAGCAUAUGGGACACAAUGGCAGAGGAUGGGUCUUUUGACCUCGGAAAUUUCAAUGCUGGCUCUAGCGUUCCAUCGUUACCGGGAGAGACACACUGUGCAGCAGUUUCAGCCUCUGCUUGGGUAGAACCUCAUGGGAAGUGCACCGUAGCAUUUUCUUUAGCGUGGUCAUCCCCGAAAGUAAAAUUUCUCAAGGGAAAUACGUAUAACAGGAGGUACACAAAAUUUUAUGGCACUUCUGAGAGAUCAGCGGCUCACAUAGUUCAUGAUUCAUUGAUGAAUUACAAGUGGUGGGAGGAAGAGAUCGAGAAAUGGCAGAAUCCUAUCCUAAGCGAUGACAGUCUUCCAGAUUGGUAUAAAUUCACGUUAUUCAACGAGCUUUAUUUUCUGGUAUCGGGAGGGACCAUUUGGAUUGAUGGCCAUUCACCAGCCAGAGAUAACCAAUCUACUAUGAGCCAGAACGGGCAUAAUUCCAGAAUUGAGGAACCCACCAAAAUAGAAGUGACUGCAGCAACAGUGCACAGCAAGGGGGAUGUGGUUAUUGAGCAUGAGAGCUGCAUAAAUGGUUUUGAAGAUGCUAAUGGUAAUGGUAAUGGUCUAAAUUUAGAUCAGGAAAAUAGUGAUGAGGAAAACGCUGAAGGCCACAAUCCUUUGCAACUCAGUACCCUUGUAGAUCAGAAGCCUGAUGAUAGCGAAGAUGUUGGUAGGUUUCUGUACUUAGAAGGAGUUGAAUACGUCAUGUGGUGUACAUAUGAUGUGCAUUUUUAUGCAUCUUAUGCUCUUCUAGCUCUGUUCCCCAAAAUAGAGUUAAGUAUUCAGCGAGACUUUGCUAAGGCCGUAUUAAGUGAGGAUCGAAGAAAAGUGAAGUUUCUGGCAGAUGGUAACUGUGGAAUUCGUAAGGUUAAAGGAGCAGUUCCUCAUGAUCUUGGUACACAUGAUCCAUGGCAUGAGAUGAAUGCAUAUAAUAUUCAUGACACGAGUAAAUGGAAGGACCUCAACCCUAAAUUUGUGCUUCAAGUUUAUAGAGAUUUUGCUGCGACAGGGGAUAUGUCAUUUGCCGUGGAUGUAUGGCCAGCUGUUUGUGCUGCUAUGGAAUACAUGGAACAGUUUGAUAAGGACGGUGAUGGUCUUAUUGAGAAUGAUGGAUUUCCUGAUCAAACUUACGAUGCUUGGACUGUUCAUGGCAUUAGUGCUUAUUGUGGAUGCUUAUGGCUUGCUGCCCUCGAGGCUGCAGCUGCAAUGGCUCUUCGUCUUGGAGACAAGCCAUUUGCUGAUAAAUUCAAAAACAUGUUCUCGAGGGCCAAAUCGGCUUUUGAAGAAAAACUAUGGAACGGUUCUUAUUUUAACUAUGAUAGUGGAUCAAGUAGCAAUAGCAGAUCUAUACAAGCUGACCAACUGGCAGGCCAGUGGUAUGUAGCUUCAUCGGGCUUGCCUUCGCUGUUUGAUGAUCAUAAGAUAAAGAGUGCCCUUCAAAAAAUAUUUGAUUUUAAUGUUAUGAAAGUGAGAGGAGGGAGAAUGGGCGCUGUAAAUGGGAUGCACCCAAAUGGGAAGGUGGAUGAGUCGUGCAUGCAGUCCCGUGAAAUUUGGACUGGCGUUACUUAUGGUGUUGCAGCUACGAUGAUACUUAGCGGAAUGGAGGAACAAGCCUUCACUACAGCCGAAGGUAUUUUCACCUCAGGCUGGUCAGAAGACGGAUUCGGGUAUUGGUUCCAGACGCCAGAAGGAUGGACUGUGGAUGGUCACUAUCGUUCUUUAAUAUACAUGAGGCCACUUGCAAUUUGGUCUAUGCAAUGGGCGUUGUCUUUGCCAAAGGCAAUCCUCGAGGCUCCAAAGAUCAACAUGAUGGACAGAAUGUUGUAUGUACCUAUUAGGGCCUCGCAUAAUGAUGCGGGUAUUGUAAGGAAAGUUGCAAACAAAACAAAGUGUUUUAGCAACUCGGUGUUUCACUGCGCAUGCUGAUGGGGUGAGGUAAUCUUUUGUGAACUGAGCCAAUCUUUGCAACUUCCUGAAAUUCUUUCACAGUGAAUCAAGUAAAAGGAGUCCGGGGAUGAGUUAAUGUUGUAAAAUGAGGUAAUAAAGCCUGGGGCUCAAAAAUAUAAAGCCUCUGCGUCUCGGAUAGCUAUGAUGUAUAUGAGUUCUUUUUUCUGCAACAAUUUUUACUUAUGGCUGAACCUCGGCUUAGUCUUGCAACUGUAAUCCUGUUUAGGAGGGGACACGCUGAAGAUGGAAGACAUUCUAGUCUGUAGAACUACGAGUUCUGAAUGGAUGCAAUAAGUUAACUGCAGUUAUAUUCGGGUUAUAAGGAUACAGAUGAUGUUAGAGAUCAUAGAAGAUAUGGUUUUGGGGUCUUGAACUGAACUUUAUUUCUGUACAAGCCCUCUCUAGGAAAAUGGAAUGUGCUUUCAUAGAGCUGAUUGUAUAUUAGCAGACAGCUUGUCUGGAUGAAGAUAUAAUGAAAUUUGUAUUGUUAAAGUUGAUUAAGAGGAACUCUGUAGAUGUGCAAAUGAAUGAUAUGAUGCGGUGGUGAGAACGGCUCAAUUGCGCUU